This is a messenger RNA of Striga hermonthica, 3555 nucleotides long. Lineage: Eukaryota; Viridiplantae; Streptophyta; Magnoliopsida; Lamiales; Orobanchaceae. The record is from the annotation of a GenBank genome assembly.
AUGUCGAGGUUUCAUGUUGGUGGUAAAGUUGUAGAUACUGUUGAUUUAUUACGAAAGAGGCAUUGGGCAUGGCGGUUGGAUAUGUGGCCUUUCACGAUUCUCUAUGGAGUGUGGCUGUCAGCUGCGGUUCCUAGCCUGGAUUUUGGUGAUGCCUUGGUAGUUUUGGGUGGCAUCGUGGCAUUCCAUAUUCUUGUAUUUCUGUUCACUGUUUGGGCCGUGGACUUUAAAUGUUUCGUACAGUAUUCAAAGGUUAAAGAUAUUUACUCUGCUGAUGCAUGCAAAAUCACUCCAGCUAAAUUUUCUGGCUCCAAAGAAGUUGUGCCACUUCAUUUUCGGAAGUUUGCAGCUUCUCCCACUUCGCAGCAGUUGGAAGAAAUCUACUUUGAUUUCAGGAAGCAACAAUUUAUUUAUUCGAAUGAGAAAAAUACGUUUUUUAAGCUUCCUUAUCCGUCCAAGGAAACAAUUGGGUAUUAUCUCAAGAAUACUGGUUACGGCACAGAAGCUAAAGUUCUGACUGCCACAGAGAAAUGGGGAAGGAAUGUGUUUGAAUAUCCCCAACCCACAUUCCAAAGAUUGAUGAAAGAGCAAAUCAUGGAACCUUUUUUUGUAUUUCAGGUUUUCUGUGUGGGCCUCUGGUGUUUGGAUGAAUAUUGGUAUUACAGUCUGUUCACGUUAUUCAUGCUGUUCAUGUUUGAGUCAACAAUGGCAAAAAGCCGAUUGAAGACUCUAUCUGAGCUUAGACGUGUAAAGGUGGAUAGCCAGAUGUUGAUGGUGUAUCGCUGUGGGAAGUGGGUUAAACUCUCUGGGACAGAACUUCUGCCUGGGGAUGUCGUGUCUAUUGGGCGUUCUACUGGUCUCGAUGGAGAAGACAAGUCUGUACCUGCUGACAUGCUUAUUUUGGCUGGAAGUGCUAUUGUGAAUGAGGCUAUUCUGACUGGCGAGUCCACACCACAAUGGAAGGUUUCAAUAACGGGUAGAGCAACUGAUGAGAAACUAUCAGUUAAACGUGAUAAAGCACAUGUUCUUUUUGGUGGUACAAAAAUAUUACAGCAUACUCCAGACAAGACUUUUUACCUGAAAGCUCCUGAUGGAGGCUGUGUAGCAGUUGUUUUGAGAACUGGUUUUGAAACAAGUCAAGGAAAGCUAAUGCGUACUAUAUUAUUCUCUACUGAGAGGGUUACUGCAAACAGCUGGGAAAGUGGCCUUUUUAUAUUAUUCUUAGUAAUAUUUGCUUUGAUCGCUGCUGGUUAUGUCCUUAAGAAGGGACUUGAGGAUCCAACAAGGAGUAAAUACAAGCUUCUUCUGAGUUGUUCACUAAUUAUUACUUCUGUGAUCCCUCCCGAACUUCCAAUGGAACUGUCAAUUGCUGUUAAUACAUCAUUGAUUGCACUAGCACGGCUCGGGAUAUAUUGUACAGAACCAUUUAGAAUCCCAUUUGCUGGAAAGGUUGAUAUAUGCUGUUUUGAUAAGACAGGGACACUAACUUCUGAUGAUAUGGAAUUUUCUGGUGUUGGUGGUUUAACUGACGGCGAAGACCUUGAAACAGAAAUGUCUAAAGUGCCUGAUAGAACUUCGGAAAUUCUUGCUUCUUGUCAUGCCUUGGUCUUCGUGGAUAAUAAGCUGGUUGGUGAUCCUCUUGAGAAGGCUGCACUUAAAGGAAUUGAUUGGGCAUACAAAUCAGAUGAAAAGGCCAUGCCAAAAAAGGGAAGUAAUAAUACUGUCCAGAUCAUUCAAAGGCAUCACUUCGCUUCUCACUUAAAAAGAAUGGCGGUUGUUGUUCGUGUCCAGGAGCAGUUUAUGGCAUUUGUUAAGGGUGCACCAGAAACCAUUCAAGAAAGGCUAGUUGAUGUGCCUGCAUGGUAUGUUAGCACUUACAAGAAAUACACGCGUCAAGGAUCUCGUGUUUUGGCUUUGGCAUACAAGUCUCUACCGGAUAUGACAGUUAGUGAAGCAAGAAGCAUGGAGCGAGACGCUGUGGAAAGUGGUCUUAUUUUUGCUGGUUUCGCGGUUUUCAAUUGUCCUAUCAGAGGAGAUUCAGCUGCUGUCUUGUCUGAAUUAAAAGGAUCUUCACAUGAUCUGGUAAUGAUUACCGGAGAUCAAGCGUUGACAGCUUGUCAUGUAGCUAGCCAAGUUAACAUUAUCUCAAAACCACCACUAAUUCUUGUCCGUGCAAAUAAUAAUAAUGGCUAUGAGUGGGUUUCUCCAGACGAGACGAUUACAAUUAGCUACAGGGAAAAUGAGGUUGAAGCUCUAUCCGAGUCUCACGAUCUUUGCAUCGGAGGAGACUGCAUGGAGAUGUUGCAGCAGACUUCUUCUACCCUCAAAGUCAUUCCAUAUGUUAAGGUAUUUGCACGUGUUGCCCCUGAGCAAAAGGAACUCAUCAUCACAACAUUUAGAUCAGUGGGAAGGGUUACCCUGAUGUGCGGUGAUGGAACCAACGAUGUCGGAGCCCUGAAGCAGGCACACGUCGGUGUUGCUCUCCUCAAUGCAAUCCCCCCAUCCCAAAACGACAAGAAGCAGCCCUCCAAGCCUGAAACCGACAAAUCCGGCAAGCCCAAGCCUGAAACCGACAAAUCUGGAAAGCUCAAGAAACCCAACAAGCCCACACCCAAGCCAGACCUUUCCUCUUCCGGCAGCAGCACCUCCAACCGCCACCUCACCGCCGCCGAGAUUCAACGCCAGAAACUCAAGAAGCUGAUGAGCGAGCUCAACGACGAGGCCGCCGACGGCGGCGCCCGCUCGGCCCCCAUCGUGAAGCUCGGCGACGCCUCCAUGGCUUCCCCUUUCACCGCCAAGCACGCUUCUGUGGGCCCCACCACUGACAUAAUCCGGCAGGGCCGCAGCACCCUCGUCACCACCCUCCAAAUGUUCAAAAUCCUCGGCCUCAACUGCCUCGCCACAGCCUAUGUCCUCAGCGUCAUGUACCUGGACGGCGUCAAGCUCGGUGACAUUCAAGCCACCAUCAGCGGCAUCUUCACGGCCGCUUUCUUCCUCUUCAUCUCCCACGCCUCUCCACUCCCGCGCCUCUCCGCCGAACGGCCCCACCCGAACAUUUUCUGCUAUUAUGUCUUCCUCUCUCUUCUCGGCCAGUUUUCCGUUCAUAUCCUCUUCCUCGUGUACUCGGUGAAAGAGGCCGGAAAGUACAUGCCGGACGAGUGUAUCGAGCCCGACUCAGAGUUCCACCCGAAUCUAGUCAACACGGUGUCCUACAUGGUGGGGAUGAUGCUCCAGGUGGCGACUUUUGCUGUGAACUAUAUGGGGCAUCCUUUUAACCAGAGCAUUAGGCAGAAUAAGCCGUUUUUGUAUGCGCUUGUUGGGGCUGUGGUUUUCUUCACUGCGAUUACAUCGGAUUUGUUCAGGGACUUGAAUGAUUGGCUGAAACUGGUGCCUCUGCCGACCGAGCUGAGGAAUAAGCUGUUGCUGUGGGCUUUUACGACGUUUGUGGUUUGCUACGCGUGGGAGAAGUUUCUGAGGUGGGUUUUCCCGGGCAGGAUGCCGGCGUGGAGGAAGAAGCAGCGGGCUGCUGCGGCUAGUGAGGGAAAGAAAAAGAAUUAG